CGCGACCGCAAACCGAAACUGUACACUGACGACUGGGCUAUUGCCGAUGAAGAAAUCGAAGGGGGGCGACUCUUUCAACUUGAUGAUAAGUUGGAAUCGGAUCGCUAUGAACAGAAUUUUGUCAAAGAGAUGAAUGGCAAAGAUUUCACUGUUCAAUAUAUACAGCGCCAUGGAUUUAGUACUCCUGUCCUGUUUAAGGAGAAGUCUGGAUUGGGCAUGGUUGUGCCCAGUAAAAAUUUCUCUAUUAAUGAUGUGAGGACGUGUGUUGGCUCAAAAAGGAUGCUGGAUGUUAUGGAUGUGAAUACACAAAAGAAUUGUGAAAUGUCCAUGAAGGAAUGGCAGAGAUAUUAUGAAGAUCCUGACAAAGACAAGCUAUUGAAUGUCAUAUCACUUGAGUUCAGCCACACCAAGCUUGAGAAUUAUGUAAAAUCGCCUAGUAUUGUACGCCAGAUUGACUGGGUUGAUGUUGUGUGGCCCCGACAUUUGAAGUUACAACAGCAAGAAACAACAAAUGCCAUUGAUGAAAUGAUGUAUCCCAAAGUGCAGAAAUACUGUCUCAUGUCAGUAAAGGGGUGCUACACUGAUUUCCAUGUUGAUUUUGGAGGAACUUCUGUCUGGUACCACAUAGUGAAAGGCUCCAAGGUCUUUUGGCUAAUCCCUCCCACUGAGAGAAAUUUGAAUCUGUAUGAGCAAUGGGUUCUCUCAGGCAAACAGGGUGAUGUCUUCUUUGGAGAUAUGGUGGACAAAUGUGGGCGAGUGAGGUUGAAUGAGGGUAACACCUUCUUCAUCCCUUCUGGGUGGAUUCAUGCAGUUUACACUCCCUUGGAUUCAUUGGUCUUUGGAGGGAACUUCCUUCAUGCCUUCAGCAUUGAAAAACAGUUGCGGAUAGCCCAGGUUGAAGAUACAACACAUGUUCCCCAGAAAUUCAGGUACCCAUUCUUCACAGAACUGUUGUGGUAUGUCUUGGAGCGAUAUGUUCACUGUGUACUGGGUCGCUCACACCUUGAUCCAGACAUAUUAGAUGGAUAUCAGCACCCUAUGGCUGUAUCAGAUGAGCAUCUGCACCUCACUCCCCAGGAGUUGUAUGGUUUGAAGGCAAUUGUUAUGUAUCUUCAUUCUUUGCCUAUUAAUAAGAAGAAUGUACCCGAGCUGGUGCAGGAUCCCAUUCAGCUCAUUAGGGAUGUGAAAACAUUGGUAGAGAAACACCGCCACGAUUCACCCGAAAAGGCGGUCACAGGACGCGCCGUGCUGAGACUGCCCCAACAUGAUCGGAAGGACUCGAGCCGAGGCCACUCGUCGAGCGGCUACUCCAGGAGCUCCAUGCCACCGCCCAUGGCUCGCUCCUCGCACUCGUCCAACGGCUACUCGGACGACGAGGGCCCCAGCAGGCCGUCCAAGGCCCCCAAACUGAGCAGGCCUCUGCCGCCGCCCUCCACCUCGGCGCUGAGCGCCCAGCAGUCCAGCAGGGAGGGCCCGCGCAGGCGGCGCACGAGGUGCAAGCGGUGCGAGGCGUGCCAGCGGUCCGACUGUGGAGAGUGCACCUUCUGUCAGGACAUGGUGAAGUUUGGUGGCUUGGGCCGUGCAAAACAAACUUGUGUCAUGCGUCAGUGCCUUCAACCAAUGUUGCCUGUGACUGCCUCGUGUGCUGAGUGCUGCCUGGAUGGCUGGGGACAACGGCCAGUCAUACCUGUCCAGAAAAACCACCGUGACUCCCCAUCUUCACUGAUGGAGUGUAGUGUUUGCUAUGAAAUUGCCCAUCCAGAGUGUGUCAGAAAGAAGUUCCCAGACUAUGAAGGUGUUGUAAAUGAAGAUCUACCAAACAGCUGGGAAUGCCCUCGUUGCUGCCAAGAAGGGAAAAAUGUGGAAUACAAGCCUCGUCACUUCCGGGCAAGACAAAAGUCUUCAGAUUUUCGCAGAAUGUCAUAUGGAAGCGAGGGUAGCUCCAUGUAUGACUCCAAAAAGGAUAAGAGAGAUAUGGACAGUGAUGAUUCUGAUGAUGAAUUCAGCCGGCCAUCCACGCCACAACAUGACUUACCUUCUAAACGGUCAAAAUUGGAACCUAAAGUAGAGCCAAAACACGAACCUCUUGAUACUGGUGAUAGUGACAGUCAAAGUAGUGAUAAUGUUGACAUCAAACCAAAGAUGUCUCCUCACUCUUCUGUGGACUCACCAGCGACUCCUCCGUCACCCAGCAGCAGUAUAAAUAUGGACCCGCGGAAGCGAGCAGUGCUCUUGCAUCAAGCAAAGGCAAUGAAAAAGUCGGGCUAUGUUGUAAGGCCAAACCCAGGUGCCAAACCAAAUCCUUCCAAGGAUUCACCAUCUCCCAAGACGAUUGUGAAUUUGGCUAUGGAGAAGAGUGUUAUUCUUCCUGUCAUGGAGUAUUUGACACCACGCGAAAAGGUGGAGUGUGGACUUGUCUGUAAGUCUUGGGCACAAUUCAGCCUGGAUCCUUCUCUAUGGAAACGUAUGACAAUGGCGGCUCAGACUCUUACUGCAGGACAUCUUUCUGCCAUUGUACGUCGCCAGCCUGAGGCACUUGUCCUAGAUUGGACUGGUAUUGGCAAGCGACAAUUGGCCUGGCUCAUUAUGAGACUUCCUCAACUGCGUGAGCUCUCCUUGCAAGGAGUUAAUGUUCUUGGGGUGCAAGCAUUACGAACUUGUAUGUGCCCACCACUAUCAUUCCUUGACAUAUCCUUUGCUGGUGGUCUCAACGAUGCCACUCUUCGCGAAAUUCUAUCAGCACCUCCAGAUUCAAGACCUGGUCUUGUUGACACAAAAUCUAGACUAAGAAAUUUACGUACUUUGAAGUUGGCUGGAUCGGGUAUAACUGAUGUUGCUUUGCGUUACAUUACUCAACACCUUCCAAGGCUGUCUGUCUUGGAUCUUUCAUCUUGUACACGCCUGACUGAUGCCGGGGUUGCUCAGCUUACUACACCGCCAGCUUCAUCCAUUGAACUCCUUCAAUCUCUGGAUGUAUCAAACUGUCCCAGGAUUACUGAUGCAAGUCUUGAUCACCUAGUUCGAUGUGCCCAGUUAGGCCGCCUUGACCUACGCCACUCUCCUCUAGUAACUGCACAAGCAGUUCAAAAGUUUGUUAGCAGAUCAAAGUUGAACUUAAGAAUAUUGGAUGGUAAAUUGGUUUUACAUGCAUCACGCUAACUGAUUCAAUAUAAAGGUUAUUCUGAUUUUGUUUCUUUUAGCACUAUAUCUUUAGUGCUGUACUUGUGUCAGGUUCAUGAUUGUUUCUGGAACAGCCAUGUUACACAAGGAGUUAGAGGUGAAAUACAGCAGUCGAUGUCACUCAAUAUCUACUGUAUUUUCAAGAACAUAAGCUGUUGCUUUUUUGUGAAGGCAGUGUCUCAUAUUAGUGAUUUGUCCUUGUUUUUCGGUUGUCUCAAAAGGGGUGUAUACCGUGCAUACCCGGGCACCAUAUUUUGAAGCAUUUUAAGUUAGAUAAGACCAUCUCACCAUCAUGAGGCCCUGCUGGGAGCAAUAAGGGACAGCUUUUAUGCUGAUAGAUAUUGUAUUUCAUUGCUGAGACAAUCAUAGACGUACUGGCUUAUGUAUUUGGAAGUUUUCCUAUUUUACUCAGCCUUUGAAUUCAGUUUUGCAUUUUGCUUCUAUCAAUGUCCUUAACCCAAGCACUCUGUAUAGAAAAACACUGAAUUUUAGGUAGGGCUGAUAGUUCUUUUUAGUUAUGGUUUGAUUGGCAAGUGGCUUUUCUUGGUGAAAUUUCUGUGUGCCUCUCAAACCAUUAAAAAAAAUUAUAACUGGAAUAAGAUAAAAUGAAUUUGUUGUUCCUUACUACUCAGAACCUUUCUGUAUCCUAUGACAGGAAAGAUUGCUUGGCAAUGAUCUCAGUUAUGGGUUGUUGUACUUUUGAGAAGUCUGAAGUGUGAUUUACUGUAUAAUUUACUGUAUAAAUGUGUGUGGGUGUGAAUGAGUAUUUGCAUUGAAUGUGGUAUCAGUAAGAGUGCCUCUUAGUGCAGUUUUCACUUGAAUUGUAUGGUCAAUAUUUCUUGAAUUCGAGUGCUUGAUUUACAGUUCAUUAAUCUUAGGCUUACACUUAUAUUCUCCACUCUUGUCAGUAGUGUCAAGAAAAUCAAAGGAGCAAUGAGUUCUUUACAGUUAACUGGUUAUGGGGAAGAGAAAGUAUGAAGUAUUUUAUGAGUUACAGCAUUGUCUCCCCUAUUGUUUUUGUUGUAACAUGAGACUUACUCUUUAAUAUCUAUCUCUUUUUGUUUUACCAUCUCAUUUUUCCCUAUCCUGUUCCCAUGCGUACAAUUUUUUUUUAUUGCUUCAUUUUACACUUGAACUCUUUGACUUGAACAAGGUUUUAAUUACUCUUACUCUUGCUCAAUUUCUAAUGUAGAGAGGAUGAAUGUUCAUCCUGAUUAAUUUUUUAUGCUCCUAGAAUAAAUUUAAUAACUCAUUGUAGUUUCAUAUAAAACAUUAUAAAUGUUAAAGAUUUUCCUCACCCUUUUCUUAUCUUCUCUUCUACAUGUUUGAAAAUUUAUUCAUUAGGAUAAUUAUGUCUUAGUAAAGAGUAUAUAAACAAAUAGCUGUUGCUAUAUUUCUAGAGUAAGUUGUUUUGUUUUUGUAGGACUCGCUGUAUCCCUGUAGUUCUACCGUAUUCUAUUUGUUUUUGUUUUUUUUUCCUUUGAUUCAUCUGAUAUUAAUUUAAUGUGGAAAGUUCUGCAUGCUACCAUCGGAAAGGUCCAGAAAUGCUAAAUUUAUACCUUUUUUGUUUUUGUUUUUUGGUGGUAUGCUACCAUACAUAAUAUUUCUUCCUGCCUUUUUUUUUCUUUGUCAUGCAAGUACCUGAAUCCUGCUGUUUCAUUAAAUUUUCCCAGACCCAGAGCUGAUGCUUCUCUUCAUUUGCUUAUCUUUCUUAAAUUAAUUCCAGCAUUCAGCAGAUUUUAAAAUCUUUCAUCUUUGAUUUAAGUGAGUCUCCAACAUUGUUUAGUUCCUUCAAUCUUUGUUCAGUUUUAUCCAUAAUUUUCUUUAUUGUAUUGUUGACUCAUUUAAAUCUUUGAGGUCACCAAUAUCUAAAUUGAUUGUAGCUUUACUUCACUUAAAUCCACACGGUGUGGUAAGUGUGGUGUAACUCCUAUCUUUAUCAGUAACUAAAAUUAGUGGCGGCUUAGUUGAAAGCUUUAGUGAAAUGUUCGAUCUGGAACAUUCUCUCUUGAGUUACUGGUUAUUUGUAACCCCCCUUUGACUAAGUUAUUGCCUUUGAGAUGUUUCCUCAAUGUGACGUGCUUUGCAGCUUCAAUGAUAGUGCUUUUUGUUUUUGUUUUCAUGUGUAUUACUGCACUUUGUCAAUUGUUAUGGUAAUGCAAUCAUUCCGAUCUUUUCUGUUUAGACGGAAAUUGCCUCAGUGUGCAAUAUAAUCAAUUUCCCUGACCAUUACGUUGUGUAAUUUAACAUUAAAACUAGUCUCAAGCUCAUGGUGUAGAUGCCUCCUCACUAUCCAAAUGGAUUGAAAGGAAUCCCCACCAUGAGUGUUCGUGUGAAUAAGUGGAAGAGUGAGGUACACUCUUUGAGCAAAAUGUAGUGUAAAUAAAUUUAUAUUAUAUACAAGAUAUAUCUAUACAUACUCUUCAUGUAUAAUCUAAAAAUUAAUCUCCAAAAUUCUAAUUUUAAAAUUGAGUCUUUGAUUUUUCUUCAGUAUUAAUUUAUUUGAAAUAAAUCUGAUCUAGCAAGA
Molecule: messenger RNA, 5707 nt
Organism: Frankliniella occidentalis (western flower thrips)
Lineage: Eukaryota; Metazoa; Arthropoda; Insecta; Thysanoptera; Thripidae
Product: jmjC domain-containing histone demethylation protein 1
Biological process (GO): regulation of transcription by RNA polymerase II; protein demethylation
Molecular function (GO): zinc ion binding; protein binding; histone demethylase activity
Source: RefSeq, a predicted model, not a curated record